This is a messenger RNA of Arabis nemorensis, 909 nucleotides long. NCBI's taxonomy places the organism in Eukaryota, Viridiplantae, Streptophyta, Magnoliopsida, Brassicales, Brassicaceae. The record is from the annotation of a GenBank genome assembly.
AUGGCGGCCACUAGAGUGAUGAUGAUAUCAUCUGCAGCAUCCGCUAGCCAAACGACGUCGUCUUUCUUCACAAAACGACCCUUUCUUCUUCCUCCGACGCCGAAAGUUCGCGGCUUUAACGGUCUCUGCUUCAACAAGAGAGCCUUAUUGGUGAAAUCGAAGAGACCCUUCUCUUGUAAUGCCAUUUACAAUCCUCAGGUUCAAACAAUCGAACAAGGCCAAUCCGAAACCUUAGAUUACAGAGUUUUCUUCCAAGAUGGAUCCGGAAAGAAGGUAUCUCCAUGGCAUGAUGUACCAUUGCAUUUGGGAGAUGGUGUUUUUCACUGUAUAAUUGAGAUUCCUAAAGAGUCGAGUGCAAAAAUGGAGGUUGCUACUGAUGAAGCUUUUACUCCUAUUAAGCAAGACACUAAGAAAGGGAAACUCAGAUAUUAUCCUUACAACAUAAACUGGAACUAUGGAUUGCUUCCACAGACAUGGGAAGAUCCAACUCAUGCAAACACUGAGGUUGAAGGUGCUUUUGGAGAUAAUGAUCCAGUUGAUGUUGUUGAGAUUGGUGAAAAACAAAGGAAGACUGGCGAGGUUGUAAAGGUCAAGCCUUUAGCUGCUUUGGCUAUGAUUGAUGAAGGAGAGCUAGAUUGGAAGAUUGUUGCCAUUUCUUUAGAUGAUCCUAAAGCUCAACUUGUGAAUGAUGUUGAAGAUGUCGAGAAGCAUUUCCCGGGUACUCUUACAGCUAUUAGAGCUUGGUUUAGAGACUACAAGAUUCCAGAUGGAAAACCUGCUAAUCGGUUUGCUCUUGGAGACAAACCAGUAAACAAAGAUUAUGCUUUGAAGAUCAUCCAGGAGACGAACGAAUCAUGGGCUAAACUAGUCAAGAGAUCAGUUUCUCCUGGAGAUCUUUCACUUUUCUGA